GAAGAAGUGAGGUUAUGUUAGCAAAUAUUUAAAAAAGUAUUGAUAAAAUCAGCGAAAAUUAACAACGUUGCGUUAUUAUUCGACAAUAAAUCGUUAUCCUUUUUUAUCCAUUUGCUAUAAUAAUGGUUAAUUCAAAAAAGAACGUAUGUGUAGUUGUUUUAGGCGACGUAGGGCGAAGCCCUAGGAUGCAAUACCAUUCGCUAUCGCUCGCUGAAAUGGGACACACUGUAGAUAUAAUCGGUUACGGCGAAACCGAGCCGUUAAAUGCAAUCAAAACCUCCGAAUCGAUUUAUUACCACUUUCUACUUGCACCUCCGAGGAUACCGCAGAAACUCCUUAAUUACGCCUUCAAAAGUAUAUGGCAGGCGUUGAAUUUGAUUUUCCUGCUAUUUAUCGCCAGGAAACCCGACGUACUUAUAGUGCAAAACCCUCCGGCAGUUCCAACGUUGUUAGUUUGUUGGCUGUUUUGUUUAGUCGUACGGUGUAAAUUCAUCAUCGAUUGGCACAAUUACGCUCAUUCUUUGAUGGCUUUGAGCGUCUCUAAAGACAGCUUAUUGACUCGCAUUACCCAGCGAAUCGAGGUAUUCGCCGGGAGGCGAGCCGAUCAUAACUUUUGCGUAACGAAUGCAAUGAAAGAAGAUUUAUACAAAACGUGGCAAAUAAAGGCUACUACUCUGCACGAUAAGCCUCCUGAGAUUUUCAGGCCGAUUGAUUUGAAAGAAAAACACGCUUUUUUAAAGAAAUUAGGAAAGAUGUACCCGCAACUUCUCUCAGACGAUGGUUCUACGGUCUUCACGAGUGAAGUUAACGAUGAAAUUACAUAUAAAACUGAACGACCUGGUUUGUUAGUUUCCAGCACAAGUUGGACUGAAGAUGAAGAUUUUAGCGUACUAUUUUCAUCUCUUCAAGCUUACGAAAACCACAUCGUAGAAGGGAAUUCCAGGAAACUGCCGGAGCUGGUUUGCUGCAUAACGGGACGAGGCCACUUAAAAGAGUACUAUUGCCAGAAGAUAAGCGAGCAGAAUUGGCAACACGUGGCGGUUCUGACGCCCUGGCUGGAACCGGCCGAUUACCCUUCGAUAUUGGCCUCCGCUGAUUUGGGCGUGUGUCUGCACACCAGCUCCAGCGGAUUGGAUCUACCGAUGAAAGUGGUCGAUAUGUUCGGUUGCGCUUUGCCCGUUUGCGCCUACGACUUCAAAUGUUUGGACGAGCUGGUGAAACACGGGGUUAAUAGUUAUAGAUUCAACUCGUCCGAAGAGCUGUCCAAAUUGUUGCUGGACUGGUUCCAGAAUUUCCCCAACGACGAAAUUCAAAUGGAGACUGCCAGGAAAUUCAAGACCGAGCUAGAAGCAUUCCAGAAUUUGAGGUGGCGUGAAAAUUGGUCCCGGAUCGCCGCGCCCGUUUUUAAUUGAGCUAUUUUUUACUGCCUAAUCGAUGAUAUUUUUAUAAUUAAAGAUUAUAAUAAUUAAAAAUUG
Molecule: messenger RNA, 1475 nt
Organism: Phyllotreta striolata
Lineage: Eukaryota; Metazoa; Arthropoda; Insecta; Coleoptera; Chrysomelidae
Source: the annotation of a GenBank genome assembly